AUGGGGACUGGAAUAAUCUCGAUUCUACUGUCCAAAUUGCCAUAUAAUGGAACAUGGAUCUAUUGGAUAUCAGCGGCCAUCUUCGUCCUAGACAUCUCAUUGUUCACUCUUUUCUUCUCCAUAUCGGCCAUGCGAUAUCUAUGCUAUCCGGAAAUCUGGAAGGCAAUGGUAAAACACCCUGUGGAGUCGCUGUUUUUAGGGACAUUUCCCAUGGGUCUCGGUAUCAUUAUUCAGGGGAUUAUAAGCAUAACUGUACCACAUUGGGGUCCAUGGGCGGUUACUCUUGCUUGGACGCUAUGGUGGAUUGAGGUGGUGACCUCUGUCGCAAUAUGCUUCUACCUGCCUUUCAACACGUACGUCCUGGCUUCAAUGAUCUCUUCUGUGACGACUUUCUGGCUCCUGCCAAUUGUUUCGACAGUCAUUUGCGCAGCCACCGGAGCCAUCGUUGCAGACGCUUUAACUAAUUCUGCACACGCUCUAUGGACACUGAUUGUCAGCUAUAUUCUCUGGGGAAUUGGCAUACCUCUCGCUACAUUCACGUUGAUGCUUUAUUACCAUCGCUUGACAAUGCACCAAAUCCCCCCACGAGACAUUGUUUCCUCCGUAUUCCUUCCCUUAGGACCACUUGGUGAAGGAGGAUUCGGGAUCAUGAAAUUAGGGCAAGUUUUAAUGAAAGUCAUCCCUGCGACACAUACACUUAUACCUGAGGCUGGCCCGACUGUGUAUAUAUUUGGCUUCUUGACCGCCCUUCUGAUGUGGGGCUUUGCACUUGCGUGGUUGUUUUGGGCCUUCGCUUCUUUUGGCAGAGCGAAGUCUCCGUUUAACAUGGGUUGGUGGAGCAUUGUUUUUGCUACUGGUGUCUUCACUGGGUCAACCAUAACAUUGGGGCAGGAGAUGGGUUCUAGAUUUUUUGAUGUUCUCGGAACA
Messenger RNA from Penicillium lagena, 927 nucleotides. RefSeq names its product TDT family transporter. The record is from RefSeq and is a predicted model, not a curated record. The transcript has 2 exons. Gene Ontology annotation, biological process: sulfite transmembrane transport; transmembrane transport. The annotation marks the transcript as partial. Gene Ontology annotation, molecular function: sulfite transmembrane transporter activity. NCBI's taxonomy places the organism in Eukaryota, Fungi, Ascomycota, Eurotiomycetes, Eurotiales, Aspergillaceae. Gene Ontology annotation, cellular component: plasma membrane.